This is a messenger RNA of Aspergillus aculeatus ATCC 16872, 1359 nucleotides long. RefSeq names its product aspartate/glutamate racemase family protein. NCBI's taxonomy places the organism in Eukaryota, Fungi, Ascomycota, Eurotiomycetes, Eurotiales, Aspergillaceae. The record is from RefSeq and is a predicted model, not a curated record. Bases 254 to 1135 code for a protein of 293 amino acids. The transcript has a single exon.
AGUAUCGACAUCUUGACUGACUUAAGCAUCAUUGCAUAAUUCUGUUCAUAGUAUGUGAAGCAUAAUUGAUGAUGGCUUGGUUCCCUUUCCUUGGGUAACCAGCUCUCACUGUUGGGCAACAAUAACUAACAAAUCCGCUAUCGGCAUCUGGUGAACUCUGAUGAGCUUGACUCAUCAACAUACUUUGUCCAUAUCAUCAUUUGUACCUGCGCCCGACUUUUGAUCUCAUCCUUGCCACACUGCUUUCUACAAGAUGAGCGCCCCAAGCAAGGACACAUGCUCGAUACUGGUCAUCAACCCGAACACCUCGUCGCAUAUGACCAAUGCGCUAAUUCCACUAUUGGAUAACCUCGGCCACGGGGGUACUCAGUUCGACUAUUUCACAGCCCCGGUGUCGGAAACCGUCACUCUUCCGGACGGCAGCACUGUGGAGGGGGUGCCCAGCAUUGACUCAGGCGAAGACUCGGUGAAAUCGGCUCUCUACUGCAUGCCAUUUCUUGAGCGCAUCAUUUCCGAAUAUGACGGCUUUAUCGUAUGUUGCUUCUCAGCUCACCCUCUAGUGGGGAUGUUGAAGGAGAAGGUGCGCAAGAUCGAGGAAUCAAACACCACCAUCGUGCCAUCAGAGCAGAAAGUGAAGCGAAAGUACGUCACGGGUAUCUUCGAAGCUGGAGUGCUAGCUUCGCUGGGCGUGGUCAGCUCGUUUCAGUACGCAUCGGGGCAGGGCUUCCACAAGGCCCAGUCGCCGGAAACUUUCGGCAUCAUCUCCACCGGCAAAAUCUGGGAGACGGAGCUCAGCAGUGCCGUUGCUGACAUGCUCGGUCGUUCAAGCGACGGUAGCAUUAGUCAUUUUGCUGGGGUUGAGACUACAGGGCUGACCGCCGUUGAGCUGCACACCACUCCUCCCCAAGAAGUGAGACGACGGCUUGUCGAAGCAACUGAGCGACUCCUCAAAGGCUCGCAACGUUCCGUGGGCGCGAUCUGCAUGGGUUGCGCCGGUAUGGUAGGCAUGGAAGAAGCAGUCCGAGAAGGGUGUGUGAAAGCAUAUGGUCGGCAGAAGGGCUGUCAAGUGAGAAUCAUUGAUGGGGUUGCUGCCGGGGCGGGGAUGCUUGUGACAGCAUGCAAAGUCGGUUACUGAACGAAGCCCGCAUUUGACCUCCUUUGUACAUACAGAAAUUUUAUCGCCCUGGGUAGGUCAGGGUGGUAUCGAGGCUCUCAGUAGGCCUGCUGCUGAAUUAGAACAGCAGCGGUCUGGCCAUUCGUCAAACAGUACGGCAAUUCUGCGCCAAGUCUAAGCUUCGAUGAGAGCGCAAAUCAGUCGGUAGUGCAGACCAAUGCAUGCAAAUCUCGCUCGCUCGUGAA